This is a messenger RNA of Chiroxiphia lanceolata (lance-tailed manakin), 5972 nucleotides long. RefSeq names its product helicase for meiosis 1 (gene HFM1). The record is from RefSeq and is a predicted model, not a curated record. Bases 608 to 4960 code for a protein of 1450 amino acids. Lineage: Eukaryota; Metazoa; Chordata; Aves; Passeriformes; Pipridae. The transcript is spliced from 40 exons. Gene Ontology annotation, molecular function: nucleic acid binding; ATP binding.
AGCGGGCAGGGAACUGGGAACGCCGGCGGGAGCUCUCUCAGCCCCCGAGCCGGAGGGGAAGCCGACCGGCCCCCGCACACUGCGGAGGGAGGCGCGGGCGGCCAUCGCCGCUUCCCGCCGGCCCGGCUGAGGCGGCUUCUCCACGCGGCCCCACCGCGGCCGCCAUUUUACACGGUGCUGGCGGCGGGAGGCGCUGUCGGUGAGGUGGGAGCGGCGCUCGCAGGUUCUGCUUCCUCAGUGAAGGGAGAGGAAGCCUGACUCUGAGGGGCUCGCAGAGCCCGGGAAGGAGUGCAAGUGAGCUGGGGAUGUCCUCUGAAUCUUUGGGGCACCGGAACCAGGGCCGGGAGUGCGCAGUCGCGGGUUGUUUGGGCCAGUACUCCGGAAGGUUGCGAGCUUCACCUUGUGCCCCGGGAGAGAGCACUGAGGUGAUCUGAGGAAAGGACUUGGCUUAGGAGGAGGGUGAAAAGUAAAGGGGCUUCAAAAAACAAACCUGUUAACAUUAAGGAAUUGGGUCUGUACUCCAGUUAUCCAGGUUCAGUUGUAUUCCAGUUUUACAGUUGCUUGUGCUACCCUUUGCAAAUUAAGAGACUUCACAUUUGAUCUAAAAAUGUUCAACUCUGCAGACAUGGUCUUUCCACUGGAAAAUUUAUUUUAUGAAAGACCAGAUAUGAGACAAAGGUAUCUAGAAAAUGAAGAGCCUAAGACUUGGUUUAUUGCACCUGCUCCAGCUAUUGCUGAAAUUCCAGCUGCAGAGGAGUUACAGAGGGAACUGGAAAAAAAGUCAGCCAACACUCAUAUGGGAGGGAAAAAGCGCCAGAUGUUUAUACAACAAUGUAAGAGUAACACUGAAAAAGUAGAAGACAAAUCACCAGCACCUGUUCCUUUUGGCAUAGCCUCUGAAAAAGAAGUGCUACAAUUAAGUCUAGGAGAAAGAGAGAAAAUUAGUUUUCAGCAUGAAAGUCUGAAAAUAGUUUCAUCAUUUCUCUCUUCUGAUGAAGAUAAAUCUAAAAGAGGAAUAGAGUUUUCUCAGCAACCUGGUGCAAAUUUUUCACAAAAUAAAGUGUUAAGUAAUUUUCCGGAAAACAGUGAUGAUGAGAGUGUCCAUUCAAUGUUAAGAAAAAGCUUAUUUAAAAAGUCUGGUUAUACAUACAAAAAUGCAGAAUUUAAAGCUAGUUCUGUUGAUGUGAAAGAAAUUGAUGCUUGCUUAAAUACAAGUGAAAACGUGCAAGAAGUGAGAAAAGAAAGUUUAUGGAAAAAUAAUCAUCAUGCUCCAAUAACUAAAGACUCAGAUUUUACUUUGCAUAGGGUAAAUAAUGAGGACACUGUGUCUGAAAAUGGAAUUACAUUUCAAUCAUUUUCUAAUGCUUCAGAGAUUCUGGAUAUGACAGGAACUACAGAAAGAAAAUUGGAAAUUUUGAGGGCUGUUACAGAAAUACCAACCCAAUUUAGAAGUAUUUUUAAGGAGUUCCCAUAUUUUAACUAUGCACAGUCUAAAGCUUUGGAUGAUCUUUUAUAUACAGAUAAGAACUUUGUGAUUUGUGCUCCGACUGGCUCUGGAAAAACUGUAAUGUUCGAGCUAGCUAUUACCAGAUUACUCAUGGAAGCCCCACUGCCUUGGUUAAAUAUUAAAGUUGUUUACAUGGCUCCAAUAAAAGCUUUAUGCAGUCAGCGUUUUGAGGAUUGGAAAGAAAAAUUUGGACCUAUUGGACUCACCUGCAAGGAGCUGACAGGAGAUACACUGAUGGAUGAUUUAUUUGAAAUACAUCAUGCUGAUAUUAUUAUCACUACACCUGAAAAAUGGGAUAGCAUGACUAGAAGAUGGAGAGACAAUUCUAUAGUCCAGCUUGUACGACUGUUUCUCAUUGAUGAGGUUCACGUUAUAAAAGAUGAAAGCCGUGGCGCAACAUUAGAAGUUGUGGUCAGUCGGAUGAAGACUAUUCAGUCUUCUCUUUGGCAUCUGUUAGAGAAGCAUGACACUAUUCCUCCCUUGAGAUUUGUAGCUGUUUCUGCAACAAUCCCAAACACUGAAGAUAUUGCGGAAUGGCUUUCAGACAGCAAGGUGCCUGCUGUAUGUCUGAAAAUAGAUGAGGAUCAACGACCAGUGAAGCUACGCAAAAUUGUUCUUGGUUUUCCUUGCAGUGACAAUCAGACAGAAUUCAAAUUUGACUUAACUCUUAACUACAAGAUAGCUAGUAUUAUACAAACAUACUCAGAACAAAAACCAGCACUUGUGUUUUGUGCCACAAGAAAAGGAGUACAGCAGGCUGCUUCUGUUCUUGCAAAAGAUGCUAAAUUUCUACUGAGUAUAGAACAGAAACAAAGAUUACAGAGGUUUGCAAAUUCAUUGAAAGACUCCAAACUGAGAGAUCUUUUAAUGUGUGGUGUGGCUUAUCAUCAUGCGGGUAUGGAAAUCUCUGACAGAAAAGUAAUUGAAGGGGCUUUUACUGCGGGAGACUUGCCAGUUCUUUUUACUACCAGCACCUUAGCUAUGGGAGUCAAUCUACCUGCACACCUGGUGGUUAUAAAAUCCACAAUGCACUAUGUUGGAGGAGUGUUUCAAGAGUACAGUGAAACUGAUAUUCUGCAAAUGAUUGGGAGAGCUGGAAGGCCUCAGUUUGACACUACAGCUACAGCAGUUAUUAUGACUCGUUGGAGCACAAGGCAGAGGUAUAUUCAGAUGUUAAAUGGUGCUGAUAUAAUAGAGAGCAGCUUGCACAGGCAUCUUGUUGAGCACUUAAAUGCAGAAAUAGUGCUACACACUGUCACAGAUGUCACUGUAGCUUUGGAGUGGAUACGAUCAACCUUCUUGUACAUUAGAGCCUUAAAAAAUCCAACUCAUUAUGGUUUUUCACCUGGAUUGGAUAAAAUUGGAAUUGAAGCAAAAUUACAAGAACUGUGUCUGAAGAACUUAAAUGAUUUAUCAUCUUUUGAUUUGAUCAGGAUGGAUGAAGCAAAUAAUUUCAAACCAACAGAAACUGGAAGAUUAAUGGCGUGGUAUUAUAUUGCAUUUGAUACAGUGAAGCAAUUUUUCACAAUUAAGGGAACUGAGACUUUAAAUGAAUUGAUUACAAUGAUCUCCAACUGCACAGAAUUUCUGGAUGUCAAGUUAAGAACAAAUGAAAAGAAAAUACUGAACACUUUGAAUAAAGACAAGGACAAAGUAACUAUCAGGUUUCCAAUGGAGGGGAAGAUAAAAACAAGAGAAAUGAAAAUAAACUGUCUCAUUCAGGCUCAGCUGGGAUGUAUUCCAGUUCAAGACUUUACUUUGACACAAGAUACUGGCAGAAUAUUUAGAAAUGGCUUAAGAGUUACUAGAUGGUUAUCUGACUUUCUGGCAUCAUCUAAGAACAACUUUUCUGCUUUAUUAAACUCUUUGAUUUUAGCAAAGUGUUUCAGGUGCAGACUUUGGGAAAAUUCACUUCACGUGUCUAAACAAUUGGAAAAAAUUGGUGUGUCACUGUCAAAUGCUAUGGUAAAUGCUGGGCUGACGUCAUUUAAAAAAAUUGAAGACAUAAACGCAAGGGAACUUGAAUUGAUUUUAAACAGACAUCCUCCUUUUGGAAACCAGAUAAAAGAGUCUGUUUUGCACCUUCCAAAAUAUCAACUUGAUAUUGAACAGCUUCCAAAAUACAGCGAUACAUUGGCUGAAAUCCUAGUAACCGUCAAAUUAACAAACUAUGAGCAGCUACAGACAAAGAGAACAGCAACAGACUUUCACUAUGUUACACUGGUCAUAGGAGAUGCUGACAACCAAGUCAUUUUUAAUCAGAAAAUUAUGGAUUCUGUGCUACUGAAAAAUGGAAAUUGGACAAAGAAAAUUGAAGUGAAAAGAGCUUUUAAAUCAGAAGACAUUAGUCUAAAUUUAAUUAGUUCUGAUUAUGUUGGCUUUGAUAUACAGCAAACAUAUACAGCCUUUUACUUAACACCGAAAACAGAGGGACGUAAGGUGGCUACAAAUCGAAAACUGAAAGCUGAGUCUAGACUUGAUGUAUGUUGUGGCUCACCACAAAGUCUGCCAGCAGCAAAAGUAGAUACAGGAGGCAGAUCUAAACAAGAGAUUGCUUACAAGAAAUAUGGAAACAGAGAAUGCAACCAUCGGUGUAAAAAUAAAGAUGUGUGUGGGCAUGACUGCUGUAAAACUGGAGUACCUCCAAAAUCACAGAUGAAUGGUGACACACAGUUUUCUGUGUACCUAGCUGACUUAAGGAGCAGGAACUCAAUUUCAUCUAUACCCCCAGUAAAGCGGCUAAAGAUGCAGAUGUUAAAUCAAGCUCAAAAUGUGGAUCUCAAACAAUUUAGUUUUACACCUAAAUCUUCGUUGCCAGCACUGCCAAGGUCUAGCAAUAAACAGUUGUCUUUAUCACCUUCAGUGCACCAGGCAGAUAAUGUUAAUAGCUUAGGAGUAUCUCAGAAACAAAUGCAACCCUGGAAUUAUGGAAAGAGUAAUGCUUUGGACUUUGAAAUGAGAGAUGAUAUUUGGGAUGAUAUUGAUGAUGACAAAUUAGUAUUUGCUAGUAACUUUGUCAGUAGAGAAUUAGAACAUGGAAAUAUCUGCCUUCAAAUUGCAGAUGAGUGUGAACCCCUUUGCCAGUAUACAAGAAGCAAAGCCACAAAUACCAUGUCACAAGAUUCAUGCACAGUACAUGAUGAGACCAAUAUUCAGAACUCGGAUGUUUCUGUGGUCAAUAGCACAUCAAAAGGGAAUUUAUCUGUACAGAGUAGAAAUAUAACUUUGUUCAGUGUUCAAGAAAAAAAUCACUCAAAUGCUUCUCAAGAGCUGAAAAACAUACAGUGUUCUCCUGUCUCAAAAAUAAUCUCAGACUCUUCUAAAUUCACUAGGAAAGAGGAUUUUUUUAUUUUCACAAAAGAACAGGAAAAAGAAGUGGAUCCCAGAUAUGUUCUUGAUGAUGAAAUCAGUGAUGUCAAGCCCUUCCUUGGAAUAUUUGAUGGCAUUUUGUAAAACAUAUAAACAAAUUACAUUGUAAGUUCUGAGAAAAAAAGCAGUUUUACAGAGUAAAGCCUUCAGUUAGGAGAAUUUGAUUUCUGUUGUGUACCUAUUUACCAAUAGCUGGAUUGCUGCAUAGAGUAGAUAAUAACAAAACUGGUGUCUAAUUUAUAGAAUUCUAGUAUAAUAUCUUAGUUUGAAAAGUACUUAAAUAUUUGUUUGUUGACCUUGCUGUUUUCAGGAUUAUAAAGAAAAAUAUUGGAAUGUGUCAAAGAAGAAGUUCAUAGACUGAGGGUGCUUUUAUAGAUAACAUUAAAUCUCAUUAGGAAAAGUAAGGGAUUUGUAGUAAUAUGUUUGUAGUAACGUGCCCUGCUUCACAAGUGCUCUUUAAGUGAAUGAAAGACACUUUCCUUGGAAAUCCAGUGCUUUUUGGGUUUUUCUUUCAGUUUCUCUAAUGCUGAAUUUUUCAUAGCACUGAUUCUGUAAAAUAAUUAGAUUUACAAAUAGAGGUAAUAGAAUGGUAAAUUAUUCUAGAUACUUGAUGUUCCUUUUGACAGUGCUAUGAACUUGUUAAUAAAAAUGUGCAACUUCAAGCAAAUGUGCUUCCAGAAUCUCAGCAAACCAGUUGUUAAAUGUCUGUACAAUAUUCUAAAGCUCUGUUUGACUGUUCACUUUCACACCUAAGGUCAUAAAAUGAUUUUUAUAAUAAUAAAUAAUAAAAGGAUAUUUAUUGUCCUAAUACAGAUUUAGGCACCAAGCAUUGGAUUUGGAUAUCUUCUUGAAGCUUUAGUGUUUGAACAGUAGGCCCUGCAAGUUCAGUAGUUAGCAGAAUAUAUAAUAUUGCCUGAAAUCCAAGAGAAUGUUAAUUUUUACUGUUAAUUAUUCAAAAUAUGUGGCAUUAAAAUGUUAAAAUGACAACAUGGAAUAUUAGCUGUCUGUUCUUGCAACAUUGUUUGUAGUGCAACCAUAUUUUGCUGCACUACUAGGCUGUAAUUUUAUCAGCCAAUAAACAUUUUACUUGACUCCA